Molecule: messenger RNA, 2121 nt
Organism: Symbiodinium sp. CCMP2592
Lineage: Eukaryota; Dinophyceae; Suessiales; Symbiodiniaceae
Source: the annotation of a GenBank genome assembly
AUGGUGCUAGCUGCAGCGGAGUCCAUGGAGCAAUAUGCCUACCUGCCUGCGCGGCAGGCGGCUGAUGCUCUGGACAGAGCUUACGCUCACUGUGAUGAUGUUCGUGCUGCCCGCAAGGCCAGUGGCACCACGAUUUGGACGCGCAAAGCCGGUGCUCGACCUGAUACGUGCCGAGGUGGUCUGACCUUAUCAUUGGAUUUGGAACGCACGUUUGAUUCAGUACCAUGGGCCACCCUGGAAGAGUGCCUCGUUGAGUUCGGUGUACCCGCUGACCUUAUAUCCUUGAUACUUUUCCUUCAUGAGCAUGCAAGAUACACUUUUACACUUAGCGGGGAAACUGUGAGUGUUGAGCCUCAGCAGGGUACCCGUCAGGGUUGUGGUAUGUCUCCGACAAUCUGGACGCUUUUCUCUCUCCACCUGGCGAAGAAACUGCAGCUCGUGGCACCGAGCUCACUCAGGACUUACUUCGCAGAUGAUCUUCUGCUGCAGUGGGAGUUCUUAGGUGAGUUAGCUUUUCGUUGCAUUCCCCAGGAAAUUGCUGCUGUUCUCACCUUACUCAGGCGUGAGGGCAUGUGCAUCAGUGUCAACAAAACUGUCAUCCUCCGAUCGUGGUGGGGCAGCCGCGUUCAUGAUGUCACCAGGCCCUUCCUGACAAAACUUCAGCACAAGCGCUACUUUCGUGUGGCCUUGGACUCGGGUGAGGAAAUUCGUCUGCCUCUGGUAGACUCCCACAAGUACCUCGGCAUGUUUCUCAGCUACAAAAACUACGAAGCCCUAAGCCUUAAGUACCGGGUGCAACAGUCGUGGGUCGCUUUCAACCGGCUCACCAAGGCCUUGAAAAACCGCUCUCUGCCAGUGCGUCUGCGUCUGCGCCUCUACAACAGCGUCUGCUUGGCUACUGCCACUUAUGGUCUUACCAGCAUAGGGCUCAGUGCUGAGGGUCAAGCCAAAUUUCGAGCCACUGUUAUACGGCAGCUCCGCAUGGUUGUGGGUGACCACUCCCACGUCACAGGCCACACCAACGUCGAAGUCUUAGGUAAGUAUGGUAUUGAUGACCCAAUGCUGCAGGUUGAUGAGCGCACUCGUCAGCGCGUUGACAAGGCCCGAACAAACCAGUUUCUUCCGUACUCUGAUGCUGUUGCCAGACGCUGGUCCCGCCUAGUGGACGCUCCUCUCACACCUGAGCUGGAGCAGCCACCGAUGGUCCUACGCCACACUGAGCAAGCACCAGUCACUUGUGAGAUUUGCCAUGUUGCGGAACUUGUGCAUCGCAAAGGGCGUGCUCACUACUGCCCGAUCUGCGGUAUCUGGGUCACCCAGACGCUGUCGGAGCUGGAGGUGGGUCGCAAGGACAUGGACCAGUGGAACGAGUUGAUGGAGGGCCUUCCCAAGUCCUUCACGGAGUCAGCUCAGAAGCGAGAGCGAGACGAGCCCAGGGAGGAGGAGGAGCCCAGUCGAGCAACCAGGGCACCGAAGACCAACAAAGGAGACAAAGGGGGAAAAGGAAGGGGCAAUCAGCCCAAAGUGAAUCGCGACACCAACGAGAAGACCGAGAAGACCGAGGAGACGACCACCACCCCCAAGGAUCUGAAGAGCAUAGUCCGGAUGCUGACCACAGUGGUCAUCCGCCAGGAGGAUCAACUGCAGCUCUUUCGGCAGGACAGUGCAUACAUCCUCUUCAUGGAGACCUCCGCUCCCCUGGCCAUCCUACCUCAGCUGUACGCUCUCGGUCAGACUUGGAGCGAGAAGAAAGCGAAGGACCCUGCCUCUCCGGGGCUGCCCUUGAGAGUCGUGCUUCUGGGAUGCCUACUCAAGCAGAUCGAGCUACGCAUCGAGAAGCUGGGCACGGACGAGGAGCUUCGCAAAGUGGCCAAGGAAAGCAAGCUCCUCUCGGAGGCCGAUUGCUUCAACUACUUGGAGUACGACGCCAAGGCGAAGAGCUACCAAGUCAAGGAGGGGAGGCUCGCCAUUCCCAGAAAGGAUGCGCUCCAGCUGGUACGGGAGCUUCAGGAGUUCAUCCUGAUCCCCAGAGUGGUUCACCGCUUCCACGCCUCCCGAAAGCACACGGCCGAAGUGUUACAUUCUUUGAACACUUGCAGAAGAUAUGGCUUUAUCGUUUGA